Molecule: messenger RNA, 3861 nt
Organism: Leishmania major strain Friedlin
Lineage: Eukaryota; Euglenozoa; Kinetoplastea; Trypanosomatida; Trypanosomatidae
Product: kinetoplast-associated protein-like protein
Exons: 1
Coding region: 1-3861 (1286 amino acids)
Biological process (GO): microtubule-based movement
Cellular component (GO): dynein complex
Molecular function (GO): dynein intermediate chain binding; dynein light intermediate chain binding; minus-end-directed microtubule motor activity
Source: RefSeq, a predicted model, not a curated record
AUGCCGGCAUCUGCGUGCCAGACGGUGCUGAUCCAGCCAUGGAUCUCGCUGGCGUCGACGGCUGGUUCACACGGAGACGCUGGGCACGCCAGCCCGUCAGGUGGCACCAGCCGUCGCUCACCCUCACCCAAGCAGCACGGCGUCACGCCAGCCGUUCGCCUAGCCGAGAUCAACGCCAUGCAGAGGGAGCUCGAAGCAGUUGAGCACUUUGCACGGAGUGAAGGCGACGGCGGCGAUGAUGACGGAAACGACAAGCGACUCGCCGGGGAGCUCUCGCAGGCGUACACGCGCGUGCUCGCCCUCAGAUCCCAGUCCAGAGGGUACAGCAGCCUCCGCGCCGACGACCCGCACCGCAGCAGCGAGGAGGGUACCACCGUCGUAGUCGACGACGACGACCCAAAUCCAGAGCUGACCCGGCAAAUAGAGCACAAGCUCGCCGAGUUCCGCAAGCGUAUUGCGAAUAUGCUUAGCGGUAUGAAGACGGUGCGUCGGAACCAGCGCGAGCUGCAAGCGGCCCAGAAGAGGGUGCAGGUGUCCCUCGAAGACGCGAAGCGGCAGCUGCGCGAGGCACAGGAGAAGGUACAGCGCAUCGAUAAACAGCACCUGCGCGAAAUUCAGGGCUACCGACUGCCGCCGGUGGUGGUGAAGUACGUGAUGGAUGCCGUGCUCUGCGUGCUCGGGGAGAAGGCGAAGAACUGGACCGAAGUGGUCACUGCUAUGCGCAGCCCGUCCUUCAUAUCGAACGUUGUGUCCUUCCACCAUGCGCAGCUCACGCCGGCAGACGUGCAGGAGUUGAAGAAGAACUUUAUAUCUAACCCGCGCUUCUCUUACGCUGAUGUGCUCAAAGGUAGCCACGCCCUUGGUCAGUUCCACGAGUGGGUAAUACGUCAGCUACAGCUGAUAGAGGCGGAAAGUGCUCAUGCGAAGUUUAUGGGGGAGAAGGGGGAGAGCAGCCAGGAGCUCGCCCUCGCCCGCAAAAAGAUGGAGGCAGAAGCAGCGGAGGUGCGGCAUCUCGAGGAGGAGCUCGAGGCCCUCAUGCGCGAGCAGGCGCCUCAGCUGCAGGAACGGCGCUCCGGCACACUUAGCCUGUGCCCUACGGGCGGCAAGGCGCUGUCUCAGCGUCCCUCGUCAACUCUCACAAACGCCCUCCUGCCAGCGUCUGAGUCUCAGGGAGCGGCGAUGCCGGGUCAGCAGCGCUCCCGCCGGCCAUCGAUGCACGCCGUCAGCGGUGCGGAAGCAAUGGCAAUCAAUAACGGGGCCGCGGCAGUCGGUGACGGCGCGCGGCGGCGGUCGAGCACCUCGGUCACUGCCAUCGCCGUGCCAGCUGGAUGCGCUUCAGCGCCGCACACCGCAGCCGACGCAGCUGCUGCGAUGACAGACAGCUCCAUGGAGAUGACGACGGACGGCGUGGCCGCUGUGAAUCGCCCUCCUACUGCGGUGAUGCUCCCCCAGCAGCAGCAGGUCCCGGCAAUGGUGUCUCCGGGCACGCGGUGGAUAUGCCCGCAUCCAGGCGCUCUGCACUGCAGCACCUACGUCCUUCGCAGCAGCAUCCUGUGUGUCUUGGGUUAUCAGCAGGAGCGCACGAGCGAGAAGCCUGGUGAGACCUCCCCUGACAACGGAACGGCAACACCAGCGCCGGACAUGUUCGAGCUCACGACGGCGCAGCAGCAGUUUGUUGCGGAAGCCCUUCAUGGCCCUGCACGGGCCCUGCAGCCGCCGCCACCGACAUCCGCGACAGCGGGAAGCGCACGCUCCUCGCACGCGACCAUUGUCACGCAGCAUACAAAAAUCUUCACGGGGAAGGAAUGGGAAACGGUGGUGAAGGACUCACCUGACGAGCUGCACCGAGCCUUUGUGGAAGAUGUGGCCAUGAUCUGCCAGGUGCCAAACCGCGCUGUGACAGGCGUCGCGUGGGUGCUCCGGGGCCUGCAUGUGCAGUGCGCCGUAUGCCACCCCUCCAGCGACAGCAGCGAGGCCGUGCAAGCAGCUAUUGAGAAGGGGGCGUACCCGACAGUCAUGGCGCUGUACGCGCAGCGGCAGUGCACACCUGACUCGUUGGCCGAGGAAAGCACAUGUCAGCAGCAUCAGGCAGUGCGUCUGGCGUCAAUGAAAGAACAAAUCCGGGCGGCGCAGCAGCCGGGGGCGGAGGCCCGCUGCGAGACUCAGUCGCUGCGCGAUGCCUUCGAGCAGGAACAACAGGCAUUGAUGGAGCAGGUGGCGGUGGCGCAGACGUCGAGUCAGGCGGGUGCCCACGACGCCGUCCGCGCGGACCUGACCCUCCAGGAGGCGCUUGAGGCGCGCACGGCUCAGCUCGGGCACGCCCAGGCGGCGCUGGCAGAGAGCCAAGCGAAGGCGAACUGCGCGGAGGACGAACUCGCGACUGCGCAGGUUCACCUGGCCUCGGCAGAAGAACGGGCAGCGAAGGUAGAGGCCGAUGCCGACGCAGCCCGCACCGCGGCAGAUCUGGCGGCGAUACACGCGGAGAAGGCCUUGGAAGAUCUCGGGAGUCAGCUGCGCGCCGCCCACGCAGCCUUUGAGGGAGAACGGACGAGACGCCAGACAGAGCUCGACGAGGCGCAAGCCGCAGCGGCAGCGCGCGAGACGCGACUUCUGCAGCAGCUAGACGCCUUGAAGCAGCGGCUGGCCGAUGCGCAGCCGCGCGAGAAGGUCGUGGAGGAGGAGAAGACCCGGCAAGAUUUCACGGCGGCGGCAGAUGCGAAGCGAGCGGCGGAGCACGCAGCCCAAGUGGCGGAGCUAGAGCGGAAGCUGAGGGAGGCGUUGUCAGCACAGGCAGCUCUUCAGGAAGAACACAAGCACCUUCGCGAUGAGCUGGCGAGGGCUCAAGCGCAGGCGGCGGAGAACGAGACGACGCGUCUUCAGCGACAAGAAAACAUGGAACGCGUGCGAAAGCAGCGGGGGUAUCAGCAGCAACAUGGCGCCGAAGCAGCUGCGAUCCCUUUGGUGCACUGCAGGAAGAACUGUUUUGAACGCGCCCAGGUGCGUGCAGCCGAGGCGGACGCAGCCCUUGUAGAGGCCUUGCGUGUGCAGCUGACCGCAAUCGAGGUGGCCAUAAACUUCUGCAGGGCAGAGCUGGAGGUCCAGAAGUCGGCGGAGGCGGCUUCACGAGAGCAGCAAGCGGUGCGGCGUGCGGCAGUCACAGCCAUACGGGAAAAGAUCGAGAAUCUCGCUGAGAAUUUUACUACCGUGGCCGCCGAGAGGCAGCGCCAGCCCCCUCAGCAACUCGCCUCGGAGAAGGAGGCGCUCAUCGGUGAGCUCAUCGCCCAGCUUGAAGAGGUAGAGCACGAGAAGGCGGAGAUCAAGACCGCAACUGCCCGCGCCCAGCGCUUGCUCGCCACGAUGCAGCGGCAAGUAGCGGAUGCGCAGGGACGCGCAGCGCAGCUGGAAGAAGCGCGUCGGACUGCAUGCCAGGAGUUACAAGCAAUGAUGGCAACGGUUUCUGCUGAGGACGCUAGCAACUCUGUCACGGAUGCGGAGCUGGUGCACAGUGGAAACAUACAAGCCCAUCAAGAGGCGCUUGUGGACAUCAGCGAGCGCGUGAUUGCUGCGUCGGCAGCGUUGACGAGCGCCAGCGACGCUCUUGCGACGCACCAACAGCAGCGUGCUGCGGAACCGAAGCAGGAGGAGGCGUUUAUCGCCAACAUAUUCCGCGAGGGUGACGGCCGCCGCCGCCGCCCCAACCGCGAAGGCUCUGAGCUGGCGGCGCAGAUAAUGGGCGAAGUGUACGACGCUGCCACCGGCUCCUUCCUUAGCCGGCACCAGUGGACUUGGAUGAAUGUCUGCCUUGGUGUUCUGCUGUUGCUCUCCUUCACGACGCUCCAGUACAGGAAAUACGAGGUGUGA